CAAAUCAAAAUUCUUCGGCUGCUGUCAAUCGAUUUGGUCUUGUUUGGUUAGCUUGUGUGUGAUAAAUUACAAUGCAAAAUAAUUUAUUUACGAAAUGUUCUAACUGAAGAGUUUCAGAAAGUGUAACGUUGGAAGUGUUUUUAUUUUUGCAUAAGGUGUAAUACUAAUUUUCCAACAUGCCGAGGAUUAUGAUAAAAGGCGGCGUUUGGCGCAACACAGAGGAUGAAAUCCUCAAAGCGGCGGUGAUGAAAUAUGGGAAAAACCAGUGGUCUCGUAUCGCUUCUUUGCUUCAUCGGAAGUCUGCGAAGCAAUGCAAGGCUCGGUGGUACGAAUGGUUGGACCCCAGCAUCAAGAAGACUGAGUGGUCCCGGGAGGAGGACGAGAAGUUGCUGCACUUGGCCAAGCUGAUGCCGACGCAAUGGAGGACUAUUGCCCCUAUCAUUGGCCGCACGGCUGCUCAGUGUUUGGAACGAUAUGAAUACUUACUGGAUCAGGCACAGAAAAAGGAGGAGGGAGAGGAUAUGGGUGAUGAUCCUCGGAAAUUGAAGCCUGGAGAAAUUGACCCCAACCCUGAAACCAAACCUGCCAGGCCUGACCCCAAAGAUAUGGAUGAAGAUGAACUGGAGAUGUUGUCGGAGGCCCGCGCCCGCCUCGCCAAUACCCAGGGCAAGAAGGCUAAGCGGAAGGCCCGGGAAAAGCAGCUGGAGGAAGCUCGUCGGUUGGCCGCGCUACAGAAACGACGGGAGCUGAGCGCUGCCGGCAUUGCUGUGCCGAUAAGGCGUAAGAAGAAGCGUGGGGUGGACUACAACUCAGAGAUUCCCUUUGAGAAGCGCCCAGCAGCUGGUUUCUAUGACACAUCCACUGAAGUUGUGGAUCCGAUGGCUCCGGACUUCUCCAGACUCAGGCAGCAACAACUUGAUGGGGAAUUACAUUCUGAAAAGGAAGAGCGAGAUCGUCGCAAGGACAAGUCUAAGCUGAAGCAACGCAAGGAGAAUGACGUGCCGCAAGCCAUGCUGAUGGGAGAACAACCGGCCAGGAAGAGAAGUAAACUGGUGCUGCCCGAGCCACAGGUUUCAGACCAGGAGCUGCAGCAGGUGGUGAAGCUGGGGCGGGCGUCGGAGGCGGCGCGCGAGAGCGCGGGCGAGGCGGGCGCGGCCACGGACGCGCUGCUGGCGGACUACGCGCUCGCGCCCGCGCCUUCGCCCGCGUCCGCCACCGCGCUGCGCACGCCCGCCACCGCGCACGACCGGAUUUUAAUGGAAGCACAGAAUGUGAUGGCCCUGACCCACGUAGACACGCCCCUCAAGGGAGGGCUCAACACCCCGCUGCACCAAUCAGACUUCUCCGGAGCCCUGCCGCAGUCGCAAGCGUUAUCUACGCCCAAUACUGUCUUGGCUACGCCUUUCAGGUCAUCGCGCAGUGAAGUAUCAACGCCAGGGAGCUUCAACACUCCCAGCCAGAACGCGGGUCAAACUGGACUUAUGACACCAGGUCUCCGCGACAAGCUGAGCAUCAACCCAGAAGACAGGUUGGCUGGUGGCGAUACACCGCAAGUCGCCAACCAAUUACAAAAGCAGCUGAAGACAACAGUCCGGAACGCGUUGCAAUCCCUGCCGGCGCCCCGCAACGACUACGAGAUCGUGGUCCCCGAGCGGGAGUCCGACGACGGACUCGUGUCCGCGCCCGCCGCGCCGCUGGUGGAGGACCAGGCUGAUGUCGAGGCCAGGGCGGCCAGGGAACAGGAGGAGAAGCAGUUGGCGCGGCUGGCGCUGCGGUCGCAGACGGUGCAGCGCGGCGGCGCGCGGCCGGCGGACGUGAACGCGGGCGUGGUGCGCGCGGGCCACGCGCCGCUGUCCGCGCUGCAGCACGCCGAGGAGCUGCUCAAGGCCGAGAUGGUCACCAUGCUGCACUACGACGCGCUCAGGGACCCGCCGCCAGGUGUGGACAAAAAGCGUGCAGUCCAACUCCAAGCGUCACACUUGGCGUAUCUCGAACAGCAUCCUUACGAGGAGUUCACUCUGGAAGAGCUUAACGCGGCCAAGGCUGAGCUGAAGAAGGAGAUGGAAGUGGUCAAGGCUGGCAUGAGCCACGGCGACCUUAGUAUAGAAGCGUACACGCAAGUCUGGGAGGAGUGUCUUGCACAGGUUUUAUUCUUACCGGGUCAGAAUAGGUAUACCCGAGCUAAUCUCGCCAGCAAAAAGGACAGGCUGGAAUCAGCUGAGAAGAGAUUAGAACAGAAUCGAAAUCACAUGGCCAAGGAGGCAAAGAAGUGCUCGAAGAUGGAGAAGAAACUAAGAGUCUUGACAGGCGGUUACCAAAGUAGGGCGGCGUCGCUGAUCAAGCAGUUCCAGGAGCUGCAGGAGCAGAUAGAGCAGGCCAACCUGGAGCUGUCCACCUUCAAGUUCCUCGCCGACCAGGAGAAGGCGGCCAUCCCGCGCAGGAUAGAGUCUCUGACAGAAGACGUGAAUCGCCAAACGGAUCGUGAGAAACAACUACAGAAGAGAUACGGUGAAUUACAGACAGAAUUGGAAGAACUCCAGAAGGGAAAAACAGUGAGGGAUUCGCAAAAAAAUAUAGAUGAUUAGUGAAGAUUUAGCUCGCAAUGUUAGAAAACUCGAGACGACUGCUUUAAGUACAAACUCGAGUCUUUGUUAUAAAUUUAUCUCUCUACUGGCCCGCAACACCAUGGCCUCUAUUCCAGAUUUCAUCAUAUUCAAAAUCGGCCCAGCGAUUAAAGCUUGAACGACAGACUUUCACAUUGAUAAUAAUUAGUAUUGAUUAUACUCGAAAUGAUAAUUUCACAGGAAAUCUACUGCCAAAUAAAGGUACUAUACUAAUCUUUAGUUGCAUCAAUAUAGAUUAUUAUGAAUUAACGUGAUUUCUAUAUCGCGAUAAAGUUUUUGCCAAAAGACUGCUGUGAACUUCGAAGCUGCCGGUAGUAAUACUAGUGUCAAUAAAAUAAUAAUGAAAUGAAUAAAAACAAUUUAAAAAAAUCUGAAUAGUUUCUGCUAUUUCGCACUUUGAUAUAUUAGAAUAAAAAGUGAUUAAAAUGAUAAAAUAUUAUCCAUCUUUCUCAUAUUUCAAAUUCGGUGUUUGUACGACCAUUUUGGUUUGUAUGUACCUUGUAGUGUAAUCAUAUCUAAUAUACUGGAAAUACCUGCCAAUUGUGCUCUUGGGUUUUAUCGCUUUUUAUAGCAUUGUUAAAUAACAUUCACCCUGUUAUUAAAAAAAAAGGUACAGUUUUGUCUCGUUUUGUCGAUUACAAUUGAUUGCGAUCGUAAAGUGCGAUAGUUACAAAACAGACUUGAGCUUAAAGUAUAAUGUACCUUUUUAUGAAUAAACAUGGCGAGACUAGAAAAGACAUACUGCAAAAGUGGCAGGUCUUUUUAGUAGGUAUAAAAUGACAUGUAAAAUUAAAAAUCCAUAAUAAAAUUAAAUUUUAUUACCAAAA
Molecule: messenger RNA, 3451 nt
Organism: Plodia interpunctella (Indianmeal moth)
Lineage: Eukaryota; Metazoa; Arthropoda; Insecta; Lepidoptera; Pyralidae
Gene: Cdc5
Product: Cell division cycle 5
Exons: 16
Coding region: 177-2585 (802 amino acids)
Biological process (GO): regulation of transcription by RNA polymerase II; mRNA splicing, via spliceosome
Cellular component (GO): spliceosomal complex; Prp19 complex
Molecular function (GO): DNA-binding transcription factor activity, RNA polymerase II-specific; RNA polymerase II transcription regulatory region sequence-specific DNA binding
Source: RefSeq, a predicted model, not a curated record